This is a messenger RNA of Diuraphis noxia (Russian wheat aphid), 1085 nucleotides long. Its product is annotated as V-type proton ATPase subunit D-like. Gene Ontology annotation, molecular function: proton-transporting ATPase activity, rotational mechanism. The record is from RefSeq and is a predicted model, not a curated record. NCBI's taxonomy places the organism in Eukaryota, Metazoa, Arthropoda, Insecta, Hemiptera, Aphididae.
UAAAUUGGUGAAUUACAUAUUGUAGUGAAUGUGAUUGUGUUUGUGUACACACUACACACCUUCACACCAGUGUUUAGUGCACACUGCAAUAUACUAUCACUAUCACUAAAAGUCAGCACUCACUCCUCGGCAGUAGAUUUCUAAAAUAUUAGUGAGGUCGCUACUCGCUAAGGAUAAGUUAAUUUUAUAUUUUCGUUAUGUUAUUUAACAAUCACUCAAUUUAACAGUUUCAAUAUCUUACCUAUCUAUUGUUUCAUUAGUUUCAAAACAGUAAGUUACCUAUUAAUCAUGUCGGGAAAGGACAAAUUGCCAAUAUUUCCAUCUCGUGGUGCUCAAACAAUGAUGAAAGGGCGUCUCAUGGGAGCACAAAAAGGUCAUAGUUUACUAAAAAAAAAAGCUGAUGCUUUACAAAUGAGAUUUCGUUUGAUUCUUGGUAAAAUUAUUCAGACAAAGACAUUGAUGGGCGAAGUAAUGAAAGAAGCAGCAUUUUCUUUGGCCGAAGCUAAAUUUACUACUGGUGAUUUUAAUCAAGUUGUCUUGCAAAAUGUUACAAAAGCUCAGAUAAAAAUACGCACUAAAAAGGAUAAUGUUGCUGGUGUAACAUUGCCUGUUUUUGAAAGUUACCAGGAUGGUACAGACACUUAUGAAUUAGCAGGUUUAGCUAGAGGGGGUCAACAAUUGGCCAAGCUUAAAAAAAAUUAUCAAACUGCAAUUAAACUUUUGGUUGAAUUAGCAUCAUUGCAGACAUCAUUUGUUACUCUAGAUGAUGUUAUUAAAAUAACAAAUAGAAGAGUCAAUGCUAUUGAACAUGUUAUUAUACCCAGAAUUGAAAAAACACUUGCAUAUAUUAUUUCUGAGCUUGACGAAUUAGAGAGAGAAGAAUUUUACAGGUUAAAGAAGAUUCAAGAUAAGAAGAAGAUUUCUAACAAAAAGAAAGAACAACUUAAGAAAGACAUGAAAGAAGCUAAUGCUAAAUAUGGUAACAUGUUGGAUGAAGGAGAUGAGGAUUUGUUGUUUUAAUUGAAGUAAUAUUAAAGAUAUCUUGCUUCUAAUAUAUAAUAUGAUUUAGGUUCUCUACAAGAAUA